Trematosphaeria pertusa is the source of this 1432-nucleotide messenger RNA. RefSeq names its product DnaJ-domain-containing protein. The transcript has a single exon. Bases 96 to 1202 code for a protein of 368 amino acids. Gene Ontology annotation, cellular component: spliceosomal complex. Gene Ontology annotation, molecular function: nucleic acid binding. Gene Ontology annotation, biological process: spliceosomal complex disassembly. The record is from RefSeq and is a predicted model, not a curated record. NCBI's taxonomy places the organism in Eukaryota, Fungi, Ascomycota, Dothideomycetes, Pleosporales, Trematosphaeriaceae.
ACCUUCCACUCCCACCAGGCCCGCAGCUCUAAGAGAAGCUCGCACGCAACAAACCUCGACGAGACUUAGUAGCGCGUCCGCUGCCCGCCGCCACCAUGACGGACAACAACAAAGACCUCGAAGACGUCGCCAAAUCCGCAACCGACGAUUUCUACGAGCUCCUCGGGGUUGCCUUCGAUGCGGAAGAGGCAGAAGUCAAGCGCGCAUACCGAAAAGCCUCAGUCAAGUGCCAUCCCGACAAGAACCCCGAUGACAAGGAGGCGGCCGACAAGUUCAUCUGGCUCGGAAUAGCACGCGACAUCCUGCUCGAUGCAAAGCUCAAGGGCGAAUACGACAGGCAGCGGCAGCGGAAACGUGAGCGGGCUCUUCAGGAUGAACUGCUGGACGGCAGACGGAGAAAGAUGAAGGAGGACCUGGAGCGGAGGGAGCGCGAGGGCGCGGCGGCUAUGAGGAAUCUAAAAAGGAAGCGGGCCGAGGAAAUGAAUGAGCAGGAGAAAAGGGAAGCGGAGAUUCAAAGACUAGCCGAGGACGGGAAGAGGCGGCGGAAGGAGCAGCAAGAAAGAUUAGAAAAGCAGCGCCAGGAAGAGGAAGCCAGUUUCAUGGAGCCGAGUCCCGAAGCCGAACCAACGGCGCAAGUGCCUGCACCCGGACAGACCCCGGAGAUUGAUCGCACAGUCAGAGUACGGUUCCAACGGGAGGGCGACAUGUUCACGUGGGACAAAGAGAAGGUCACCGAGAUGUUUGAGAAGUACGGCAAGAUUGACAGCGCCGUCAUGUUCAAGGACAAGAAGAUCCGCCUUGAGGGCGAGAGGCACAAGAAACGCGUCGCUAUUAUGUUCAUCGUCUACACGAGGCUCGACCAUGCGCAUGCUGCUGUCAUGGACGGGAAAGCAGACUAUCCGUCUCUCGAAUCCGUAACGUGGGCGAAUAAGGAACCAGAGAUCAAGUCGCCACUGAAUGGAGAGUUUUCGGCGCCGUCGACGCCAGCUGCGACGCCGAAUAAGUCCUUCCGAGCAUCAUUCACAGGAGGACUAGGCAAAGACUUUGGCAGUGCGCCUGGUACACCGAAAUUCUCUUUCUCGCCGAAGACGCCGAGUCUAGAGGAGGUUACAAUGAUUCGGUUGAAGCAGAAGCAGGCGGAGAAGAGGAAGCUAGAAGCGCAAAUACGGCAGCAAGAAGCUGCGGAGGAAGCGGCGGCGUGAGCUGGCCGCAUAUGACGAAAAAUACGAGACCACGAGACAUUUUGAACGUUUAUAUGAUACCCGGACUUAGAUAGGGAUGAUCUGCCUUGACCAUAGAGGAGUAUGCCAGCAAGAUUACAAGACAAACAUUUAACUGAUCAACGGCCGCAAGCAUUGUCCCUUAGCAUCGAGUUCGCGUUUGGAGUAACUGACUUAUCAUAAGCACAUUCGACUCGGCUCGUUUGCUCGUU